UACAAUGGGUGCCCUUCUCUCCCAGUUCUCCGCCGCUCUUAACUCUCUGAUUGGGAAGAAAGAAAUGAGGAUCCUGAUGGUGGGACUGGAUGCGUCUGGUAAAACUACAAUACUCUACAAACUGAAACUGGGAGAGAUAGUUACCACAAUUCCUACCAUCGGGUUUAAUGUGGAAACCGUGGAGUAUAAGAACAUCAGUUUUACGGUGUGGGAUGUGGGUGGUCAGGACAAGAUCAGACCACUGUGGAGACACUACUUCCAGAACACCCAAGGCCUCAUCUUCGUUAUCGACAGUAACGACAGAGAACGCGUGAACGAGGCACGUGACGAGCUCAUGCGCAUGCUAAACGAGGACGAGCUGCGGGACGCUGUUCUGCUCGUCUUCGCCAACAAACAGGAUCUUCCGAACGCGAUGAACGCGGCGGAGGUGACCGACAAGCUUGGUCUACACAGUUUGAGGAAUAGAACGUGGUAUAUCCAGGCAACAUGUGCCACCAGCGGAGAUGGACUCUACGAGGGACUUGACUGGCUCAGUAACACGUUGAAAAACAGAAGUUAGAGGUCACGUGAUACUAGAAAUCUGUCACGUGAUACCUUGAACACUGAACAGUUGUCUAUUGGGCUAUCAUUCCAACACCGACAACAUCGGUUAUGUGAGCUUGUUAACAGACAAAUUCAUAGCCUUAAAAGUGGGAUUUUGCUGGCAAAAUGCAGCUUAGGGUUUUGAAUAUUUUAUUUCUAGAAAAAGUCUUGCGUUUUUGUAGUUGCAACAGAUGCGAAAAUUAUGAAUUAAAUAAGAGUUUAUUAUUGAAAGUAGAAUAUAUGUUAUGACAAGUUAUUUGAUUGCUGUAAAUUAAGUUAUAUUAUAGAUCAUAGGAUUGUGUAAGUGUCAGGGUGGUGUUAACUUAGGUUGAGAGUAUGGCCAAAUGUAGAAAUUGUAAUGGUUUUGUACUCCAAUAAAUCACUUAUCACCGUCUAAAUGUGAGGUACAAUCAGUUUGUUACUGUUCCAACUUUAGUUAUUUGUUGCAAAAACGCUGACCAAAGUUCAAAAUAAAAUUCUCCCAAUUCUCGACCUAUUGAUACUACCCGGCAACAAUUGUAUGAAAUGGUAACUUUUGAAUUAUCAUAAUACGUAUAUUCAUGUGGUCAUUGAUCAUAUUAAUUAUUUAAAUUAUGUCAAUUAAAAUUUGUUGGAUUUAUUUGAUGCUAUUAGUAGAAUAUUGCAGUAAUCUUUGAGUUUGUUUCCUUGUAUCAUAGAAGAUUUAGAUCAAUUGAAGCAACUUAGAACUUAAAUAUAGUCGCCAAUUUUUUAGUUUAAGAUCUUAGCAUAUAUAAUAGAGGAAUGUACUUCAAUUUUCAGCAAUUAGGCAAUUGCAAAGUUAGUGAAAAUGAGACCUACCAAUUGUGUUUUCCAAAGUUGUUGCUGGUCAAGAAUUCGAAUUAUCUGUUUCUUUUUCA
Molecule: messenger RNA, 1460 nt
Organism: Bolinopsis microptera
Lineage: Eukaryota; Metazoa; Ctenophora; Tentaculata; Lobata; Bolinopsidae
Product: ADP-ribosylation factor
Exons: 2
Coding region: 5-559 (184 amino acids)
Biological process (GO): vesicle-mediated transport; intracellular protein transport
Cellular component (GO): plasma membrane; cytoplasm
Molecular function (GO): GTP binding; GTPase activity
Source: RefSeq, a predicted model, not a curated record